This is a messenger RNA of Coffea eugenioides, 1910 nucleotides long. Its product is annotated as integrin-linked protein kinase 1-like. NCBI's taxonomy places the organism in Eukaryota, Viridiplantae, Streptophyta, Magnoliopsida, Gentianales, Rubiaceae. The transcript is spliced from 13 exons. The record is from RefSeq and is a predicted model, not a curated record. Gene Ontology annotation, molecular function: protein kinase activity; ATP binding; protein binding. Bases 259 to 1659 code for a protein of 466 amino acids. Gene Ontology annotation, biological process: protein phosphorylation.
GCGUAACAGAAAAAGUCUUCCCAGUGAGCUGAAUCUUCCCUUCACGCUCCUACCUUCGGACGAGGACCUCACGUGUCUUCCUCCUCACUCCUUCAGUCCUUUCCCAUUUUUUGUCGUCAAAGUUUAACAAACACUAGAAACCAUUCCACUUCAAAGUAGGGAUUUUGGGGUUUCAGCUUAUUCAGGUGUUGAUCAUUUUUAUUGAAAUUGGAAUAUUUGAAUUUUAGUUUAUCGAGUUAGUGAUCCACUUUCUUGAAAAUGGAGGCAAAAACGUCGGUGAGAUUUACAUUAGGAAGGCAAUCAUCACUUGCUUCAGAAAGGUGGAGUGAUGAGUUGGAGAGGGAAGGUGAUGAUGAUGAGGAGGAUUAUGAAGAAGAGGAAUGGAACGGGGAGGAUAUUGAUCCAGGGGUGAGGCUUAUGUAUGCUGCCAAUGAGGUUGACUUGGAUGGCAUUAAGGAGCUUUUGGACUCCGGUGUCGAUGUAAAUUUCCGGGAUAUUGAUGACCGGACAGCAUUACACGUUGCUGCUUGCCAGGGGUUUAGUAAUGUUGUCAAGUUGUUGAUUGAAAAUGAGGCUCAAGUUGACCCCAAAGAUCGGUGGGGCAGCACGCCUCUUUCAGAUGCUAUUCAUUACAAAAAUCAUGAUGUGGUCAAACUAUUGGAGAAGCAUGGUGCAAAGCCUUUGAUGGCUCCCAUGCAUGUCAAAAAUUAUCGUGAAAUUCCUGAAUACGAGAUUGAUCCUGAAGAACUUGAUUUCACUUUUGGUGCUGAGAUAAAGAAGGGAACAACUUUCGAAGUAGCCUCCUGGCGAGGAACAAAAGUUGCAGUGAAAAAGUUUGGAGAGGAAGUCAUCUCUGAUGAAGAUAAAGUGCGGUCAUUUAGAGAUGAGCUUGCUUUGCUUCAGAAGUUAAGACAUCCAAAUUUGGUUCAGUUUCUUGGUGCUGUUACACAAAGCAGCCCCAUGAUGAUUGUGAUAGAAUAUCUUCCAAAGGGUGAUCUGCGUUCAUUGUUGGAGAAAAAAAGAGCCCUUAAACCUACCAUAGCUCUCAGAUAUGCGUUGGAUAUUGCAAGAGGAAUGAAUUAUUUACAUGAAACUAAACCAGAAGCAAUUAUUCAUCGACAUCUGGAGCCUUCAAACAUAUUGCGAGAUGAUUCUGGACAUCUCAAAGUUGCAGACUUCGGAGUUACCAAGCUACUAAAAGUUGCCAAAAGGGUUAAAGAAGAUAGGCCUCUAUCAUAUCAUGAAGUUUCUUGCCGAUAUGAAGCUCCUGAGGUUUUCAGGGAUGAAGAAUAUGAUACCAAGGUGGACGUUUUUUCAUUUGCUCUAAUUUUACAAGAGAUGAUUGAAGGAUGCCCACCAUUUUAUACAAAGAAAGCAGGUGAAGUUCCUGAUUUAUAUGCCAUGAAACAGCGCCCUCCUUUUAAAGCUCCAACGAAGUUUUAUGCCCAUGGAAUAAAAGAAUUGAUUGAGGAAUGUUGGAGCCAAAUUCCAGCAGAUAGACCAACAUUUGAGCAAAUAAUUCAUAAGCUGGAAAUCAUCUCCAACAAAUUUGGCCACCGAAGUCGUUGGAAGGUCAGACCAUUGAAAUGUUUCCAGAGAGUGGAGGCCAUGUGGAAGAAAGAUUUAGAUCCCUCUUCUCGAUCUACCAGCAGCAUUUAGGUCAUCUGGGUAUACUUUUGUCUUGGCUCAAGUAUGCAGUUUUACUUCUUUUUCCUGCUAUGAGAAUUUCCAGCCAAAGUUAGAAGAGAUUGAUUGCUAUCUGUACCGCACGAGGCCUUUAGAAUAUUUGCAAAAUAAUUGGCCCUCUUGCCACAUUGUUCACAUCUCCUGAUGAUUCUUAGUGACAUUGAGUUCACUCCCAGUGUCGAUAACUUCCUCAUUCUCUUCAUUAGUAUGAAUUUUCAGCAAAA